Molecule: messenger RNA, 3307 nt
Organism: Doryrhamphus excisus (bluestripe pipefish)
Lineage: Eukaryota; Metazoa; Chordata; Actinopteri; Syngnathiformes; Syngnathidae
Product: coiled-coil domain-containing protein 89
Source: RefSeq, a predicted model, not a curated record
AUCCCGGGAAACCUUAUUAGUACACACUACCAGGGUGCAAGGGUACAAGUGUGCUAGUAUAAAGUUAUACGAACCUAGCAUACUUACAGAGAAUCGUCGAGUUAAACUACCGACUUUUAGCUAGUCAAAAGGGAGGGUUAGUUUCAGAGUAGCGCACGUCCCGUUCAAAUCUUGACCAGAAAAUGACGACAAAACGGAAAAAGUCCGAAAUCGUGAGAAGGAAAAUGUACUCCAAGUCCGAGGAUAAACUGCUCAUCUCCGGUCUGACACUCAACGUUGCCCUAAUGGACAUCAACCAGAAGACACUGGACGCAUGCAAUACCCUCUCUGCGGAAGAUCUAACAGACACAUUGCUUCUGCAGUCCAGAGUCAAAGAACAAGCCAAUCUGAUCUGCCUGCUGAAGGACAGAUCAGACGAGCUGUUCCUCCAAGCUCAAACCCUGCAGGAGGCCAAGACGCAGCUAGAGAAGCAACUUGAGAUCUGUCAGAAAGAAGUAGUGCAAAAACGGGAGAGAGCGGAGGUGGUGGAAAAGCGCUUCAUGGAUUUAGACGCCAAUAGUCGAGCCAUCAUCGUGUUCAUGGAAGAGUACAAACAUCAGAAUGCUCAGCUGAAGCUGGUGAACGUGGAGCUGCAGAAGGAAAACGACACGCUCUUCUCGCAGAAGUUACACGAUAAAGAGGCGGCACUUGAGCGACUUACACAGGAAGUCAAGAUGUUGACAGAGAAGUUUACAAACAAGGAGAAGGGCUACCUGGAGAAAAUUGCAGGAAUGGAAACGGCAUCCUACGCACAAUUAACUGAGCAUCAAGCGAGAAUGGCGUCGCUACUUGAACAACUGCACGUGUCUCAACAGCAGCAUGAAGCUGCGGAGCAGAUGUGCAAAGACCUCAAGCUGAAGCUUCAUAAAGCGGAGGAGCAGAACACUUUGAAGGAAAGCACCAUGAGCAAAAGCAUCAUCGGCCUCACCAAAGAGCGAGACAAACUUCUGCGUCUCUCUGUGGAGAGAGAGAACAUCAUCCAGGAGAAGCAUGAGGAACUCAGACGUAUGGAGUUGCAAUAUAAGGAGCAAAAGAAAGCCCGGACACGAGCAGAGGAAAAGUUUAAACACGAAGCGGACACAGUGAAUGCAGAUAAGAGAGUGAAAUUUCUUAAGGUGGCUCUUGAAGAAGCCAGGACUAAGCACGAGAUGCUCAAUAAGGAUUUUGAAGCCUUCAAAGAACACAGCAGUGGUCUCCUUCAUAAGGAAAGGGAGUUAAAUAAGAUACUGCGACACUUGAGGAGCUAAACCUGCAGAUUUGAUCAAUCUUCCAAUCUCAACGAUUGGUUGAAAUUAGAAAGAAGCAGCAUAAACCACGAGCAUCUUUAAUCUCCAUCCAGAGCAACACAAACACACGCCGAGUUCCUCAAAUAGCAAUUAGACUGUACAAUUCAGGGAGCCUUCCAUACGUCAGCGUUUAGGAGUGUUCCUCUGCUAGUUUCUCUGCCUUUUGGACCACUUCUUCAAUGGGACCCACCAUGUAGAAAGCCUGCUCAGGUAAGGCAUCGUAUUCACCUGCACAGGAGGGAAAAUACAUUUUACCAGGAAAAUAUGAAAGCUUCAGGCGUAUUCCAGUUUAGGUGAAGCACUACCUCCAAGGAUGUUCUGGAAGCCUUUGAUGGUUUCCUUCAGAGGCACCAGCUUCCCCAUGUGGCCUGUGAAGACUUCAGCCACCUGGAACGGCUGGGACAGGAAACGCUGGAUCUUGCGAGCACGGGCUACGGUCAGCUUGUCUUCUUCAGACAGUUCAUCCAUACCCAGAAUAGCAAUGAUGUCCUGCAAGGAUUUGUAGUCCUGAAACGACGAUGCGAGUCGUUAGAGCAGGUUCUGACUCGCUUUUAAAAAGCUGACGUGACAAGUCUUGCCUGGAGGAUCUUCUGUACACCUCGAGCGACGUCGUAGUGCUCGGCACCGACAAUGUUGGGGUCCAUGAUGCGGGAUGUGGAGUCGAGGGGGUCCACGGCGGGGUAGAUGCCGAGCUCGGCGAUGGCACGGGACAGCACGGUGGUGGCAUCCAAGUGAGCAAAGGUGGUGGCAGGAGCAGGGUCGGUCAAGUCGUCGGCGGGCACGUAGAUGGCCUUCAGCACAAACAUUUCAUUAGUCCGGGGAAGCCUCCAUGUCACUGCCAUCCACUCACUCCUUACCUGUACCGAGGUGAUGGAACCCUUCUUGGUGGUUGUAAUUCGUUCCUGCAUGGUACCCAUGUCGGUAGCCAGGGUGGGCUGGUACCCCACAGCAGACGGGAUACGACCCAACAGCGCAGACACCUGACAGACAGUCCGACAAAUUCAUUCAUUUAUUUGCCAGCCAAUCACAGGGCACACAAGUUUACACAUUUUGAACUGUAAAGAUAAUAGAAUUUGUCACUUGCUGCUUAUUAUUAUUCAUUCAUUCAUUCAUUUUCUACCGCUUAUCCUCAACGAGGGUGCUGGAGCCUAUCCCAGUUGUCUUCGGGUGAAAGGCGGGGUACACCCUGGACUGGUGGCCAGCCAAUCACAGGGCACAUAUAGACAAACAACCAUUCACACUCACAUUCAUACCUAUGGACAAUUUGGAGUCACCAAUUAACCUAGCGUGUUUUUGGAAUGGGGGAGAACACGGGGAGAACAUCCACGCAGAGAUGGCCGAGGGUGGAAUUGAACCCUGGUCCCCUAGCUGCGAGAUCUGUGCUCUAACCACUCAACCGCCGUGCCGUCCUGACAAAUUCAUAAUCUUGGCAAAUACAUUUUGUAGGUACAGUAGAUCCCCGCUUUUCAUGGAGGUAACCGCCUGGGACCACCAUUGACACGCCCGUCAAAAUGUCUAUUUUUCAUGAUGAUGUUCUCUCCAGCUCGAAUUCCUAAAGCUGCAAUAAAAGCCUGUUGUUCCAGGGAUCAAUUGUGGUGCUUGUCUCACCGAACAAUUACUGACACCUAGUGCCCGAUGUAGGAUACUACAUCCACAAGGUGAAUGCUGGUCUUAAUGACUUAAACUGUAUUUGUGUUUUACGUCAUUUAGCCAUUUUUCACUAAGAGGCCAUCGAAAACACGAAACAGCGACUAUUAACUAUUUUUAUUAACUAAUACAUGUUUUUAAAAAGUGAUAAGAGUGAGGGAGUAACAUUCUAAGUGCUAAGUAGUGAAAGACGACUGUAGUACUAAAGCAAAUAUUUGAUGAAAAAGCUGAAUUGUCUACUGUACAUGUACGUUUAGUGUUUCAUACCUCUGAUCCGGCCUGGGUAAACCGAAAGAUGUUGUCAAUGAACAGAAGCACAUCCUGUCCCUCUUGGU